AUGGCCGCAAUUGCUCCAAUGGAAAUGCCUGGCCCCGCCGCCAAUGUCAUCCCGCUGCAGUGCUUGAUCUGCCCCAAGAAGCCCACCUUUUCGGACCUCUCGCACCUCUUGACGCACAUCGCUUCCAAGAGCCACUUGUCCCAGAAAUUCAAAGUUGGCUUGCGACCUGACCCCGAGUCCAAGGCCGAUACUGCCGCCUACCUCGACUGGGAGGCUCGCUAUGGCAUCAAUGAUCUCCUGGCCGAGCGCUUGGCUAGUAAAGAGAAGAAGACUACUGGCAAGAAGAGAGCCCGGAACUUUGCUUCCGCCUCUGGGCCUCGAGACCGCCCUCAUGAUGAUGACACUGCUCUGAUGAUGGAUAGUAUCAAGAUCGAGCCUGAUGAGAUUCUUCACGCCCAAGCUAUAUACGGUUGGUCCUCUUCUUCAACACGUCAGGGGUACUUCGACAAUUCCGGCUUCCAGACCCCUACCACUCGUCGUUCUCGAGACAGCGCCACGCUUCCCAGCACCCCUCAGCAGCAGCACAGCAUGAUUUUGAGAAGACGCCGCUUCCCAUCUGAGUCAACUGCUGUGAGUGGGACGACAUCUGAACUCCUGUCCGAGAGCACCGAAAUGCCCGAAGACACCAAUGAGGGCGACAAUGCCACUAAGCUCAAGGGUAUUGUGUAUGAGGGAAUGGGGCUCUUUGAUUCUGCCACGACUCCGCAGAAGAAGAAGCGGAACCAGCGCAAAGACGCAUCUGUUUUGGUGAAGAUGCAGCAAACGUCGAGAGAUAUCACAUCCGUGGAGACAGUCUACGAGCUGACCGAGGAGGGUCUCAAGCGUUUGCGCGAGCGAGAUGUAUAUGACAGCCCUUCCAUUGAUGGCAGUCAGGUAUGUUGGCGGUUGUCAUUCCAUCCCAUUUUAGGCCAAAGAUCAAUACUAAUACGACCCCCAGGAUGA
Messenger RNA from Podospora anserina S mat+, 942 nucleotides. RefSeq lists its product as uncharacterized. The record is from RefSeq and is a predicted model, not a curated record. Bases 1 to 942 code for a protein of 313 amino acids. The transcript has 2 exons. Lineage: Eukaryota; Fungi; Ascomycota; Sordariomycetes; Sordariales; Podosporaceae.